Messenger RNA from Leptinotarsa decemlineata (Colorado potato beetle), 3095 nucleotides. RefSeq lists its product as uncharacterized. NCBI's taxonomy places the organism in Eukaryota, Metazoa, Arthropoda, Insecta, Coleoptera, Chrysomelidae. The record is from RefSeq and is a predicted model, not a curated record.
AUGAAGAUUAUCUUUUUCAUUCUCAAUUUCAUUCAAUAUUUUUUUGUGAUAUGUAUGACGUAACAAGAGUUUAUCAAUGAAAGUAGAGAGGAGUGUUUUGAGAUAGUUGAAACUUGGCUCUAGUGGCUGGAAAAGGGGAAACCUAACCUCACUUUCUAAAAGAAAAUUUUGAAAUUGCUGAUAACAUUAGUAGGAAUAAAACAACUUAUAUUAGCGUUCCAUUUGCAUGAAUUUCAAAUUUUAUCGUCAAGAAUGUGUCCUGAUUAAAAAGUUAAUGAAAUUGUAUUCCUUUGAUUUUUGGACUGCAUUAUAUUUUUAGACAUCAUGGUUAAAAUAUGUUUUGUUCCUACUUGUAAAAACCGUUCAUCCAUAGUAGAUAAAAAGUUUUUCAGUGUUCCAAAAAACACAGCUAAAAGGAAUAUAUGGUUUUCUGCUGUUGGAUACGGAUCCACUUCAAAAGGUCAUGCUUAUUAUUGUUGUGAAGAUCACUUUCAUUUACCAGAAGAUACUCGGAACUGGAUGUGUUUCAGAUUUGUUGAAGGAACAGUACUCAAACUGAGAGAAAAUGUGGUGCCUCAUAAAAACAUAGAACCUCAAGUGUCAAGUACACCGUUAAACUUUCUUCCUACUUCAUCGUCCAUGAAAAUUCCUCCUUCAAUAGAGGUAUCCCUGAAAAGUUCUUCCACUUCAGCUACCCAAAUGUCUCCUCCAUCAAAAAUUGAGGAACUGUCAUAUUUAAAGGAUUACGAUGCUAGCCCCUUGAAAUCAGAUAUAUCUCCCACACACAAUUCUAGUUCGUCAUAUAAAUUGCCAAAUGAUAUGGAGAAUUAUAUGGAGUAUCAUGUGAUGGGGUCAGUAUCACAAGUACGUAUGAAACCAGGAUGUAUGCCCCAUAAAUUUACAUGCCAACCAGACAAGAAACCACGAAUAUCUGAUACAACAGAGCGACCCUAUAUAGUUAAGAAACGAAAAGUGAUGAUUCUUGAAGAGUGUGAAAAGGAAUAUGAAGAAAAAUGUAUAGUUACAGAACAAUCAGGUUUUGAAGAAAUUGCAUCGGGUAGUUCAGGUGUAAAAGUAGAAUCAUUAGAAAAUACUCAACAAGAUCUUCCUGAAAAAAUAAAACUAGAAUGCCUUCCUAGUUCUCUACAUAGUCACAAAUGUGAAGAACUUGAUAUACAUCAUGAACAUAUUAAACUUGAAAGUGUUAAAGACGAACCGAAUGAUAGCGAACAAUUAUUUCCUUGUGAAAGUUGUGAAAUGGUUUUCAGUAGGGAGAAAGAAUUAACUGAACAUAAAAUUGCUGAGCGUGACUGUAUAACUCUAGAAGAAGAUGAAACCGCAUGGAACAUUGAAGACUCUUCAAUACAAGAUUUUGGAGUGCAUCAGCCUGAUAUAAAAAGUGACGUUGCUCACGAGAAAGUACAGGUUAGUAAGAUUUAUCAGUGUAGAGCAUGCCGAGAACGUUGCCGACAAAAAGAAGAUCUAAGGCAUCAUGAAAAAAUCCAUGUCCACCUGUUGGAUCACACCUACGCACUCUUUCCAUCAGAAAACUCGUAUGGAUGAAGUAUGUAUGUGUGAGUCUUGUUGAGGUACAAUUGAACUACUGCAUCAGCAGGGAAGAUUUUAAAUAUCGAAAAAACAAAGAUGUAGUGAGCCGUCCUAGAAAUGGAAAAUAAACAAGAGCAGCUCUAAAGGUAAAUAGAAACCCAAUACAACUACAGUUGAUUGAUCAGUAGAAGAUUCAUGAACUUGAACAAACAAAGCAAAACUUCUUAAGAUCUAGGACACAAGAGAUCCACCCGCCAAUGUUCCACUUUACAAGCGUCUCCAUAAUCAUUUCAAUGGUUGAUUGUGCCGCUUUCAUAACCUGGAAAUUACAAGAAAAGAACCAGCCCUGGCAAGGGUAAAUCUGCCCGUAAUGAAAAUGAAUCAGUAUCCAUCUUGUUUUAAUCUUAGGAAUAAAAGAGGUAGGAAGCUGGGUCUGCUGACCAAACUUCACACUGGGUUAGGGUUACUUCUGCUAUUCCAGACAUGCUUGCUAAUGAAUAUAUGUGAAAGACAAUUUUAUUCAUUCCUGUUAGUAAAAUUACUCCGUGAAUAAAGUCUUUUUGAAAAAGUUUCAUUUAUUUAAUAGGUAACUGACAUAUUUUCCAAUUAUGGUCUCUAAUCCUGAAGUAUCUCAAAGAAUUACCACAAUACAAUGCUGGGUGCUGAUUUCAGACAAAGAUGAUUUAUGUAAUCCAAAUAAUUGUCAUAAGAAUGACACUUUGACUUUAGAAAAUAUCACUCAUACCAGCAACAAGGGAGCCCGUACACUGUUAACAAAGAAGAAUUUUUGAGUAUGAAACACCCAGCUAGUUAUUUUAUUUUCAUUUAUAUUUGAUCUGUACAUGUGUUUCGACCACAGACCUCUUUUUCACUCUACCAUACCUUCUUUCAAUAUGUGUACAAUAGAAGAGUAUUUUUGUUUUGGAAAGGGUGUUGAAGAAUGGGUUUGACAACACUAUUAUCAAUUCUAUUCUAUUGUUGAAUCUUAUGGCGUUUUUUCGAGUUUGUUACUAAAUCCUACACCUGACACCAAAAUUGAAUUACAAGGGAUCAGACUUACUACAUAAAAAUGCAAUAGGAAACUUUGUAGCGUUUUUGAAGAUUAGGUCAUACACUAAUGAUAGUUUAAAAAACAACCAACAUGGUGUCUUCAGGAGAUGAAAACACCAAACUGGUUGGUGAAACUAGCAUCGAGAAGGGUAUUGCAGUUUUUGUGAUUGAAAAAGUUCUCAUUUUUGGGUUCAUUCAAGCACUCAACUAUAGCAGCACACUCUUUAUUAUGCCAGAGAUUAAAGCUAUUAGAAUUGUCCAAAAAUUUUGAUACCGACAAUAUCAUUAAUGAAAAGAAAGGAUUUGAGAAACCGCCAAGAUAUGAUCUGAUCUUAUCAAGAGCUAUACACGAAAAAUCCAGAGCUUUUCAGCAGAAUUGAGAAGAAAUAAAUACCGCAACUUCGUCAUUAAGUCUUAAAUAGACCUCUUCAAGAAAAAUGAAAAACUUACGUGGAGUUUCAUUAUUUAAUUAUAAAAUUUAGUGGAAUCUUUAUUAA